Messenger RNA from Oryzias melastigma (Indian medaka), 2281 nucleotides. Its product is annotated as copine-8. Gene Ontology annotation, biological process: cellular response to calcium ion. NCBI's taxonomy places the organism in Eukaryota, Metazoa, Chordata, Actinopteri, Beloniformes, Adrianichthyidae. Gene Ontology annotation, molecular function: calcium-dependent phospholipid binding. The record is from RefSeq and is a predicted model, not a curated record. Gene Ontology annotation, cellular component: plasma membrane.
AGGAAUCCCUGGAAAGAAAUGCGGCACCAUCAUCCUGUCGGCGGAGGAGCUGAGCAAUUGUCGAGACAGUGCCACUAUGCAGUUCUGUGCCAACAAGCUGGACAAAAAGGACUUUUUUGGCAAGUCCGACCCCUUCAUGGUUUUUUACAGAAGCAACGAGGACGGAACGUUUACUAUCUGCCACAAAACAGAGGUGGUGAAGAACACAUUAAACCCGGUGUGGCAGCCUUUCACCAUCCCUGUACGAGCGCUCUGCAACGGUGACUACGACAGAACAAUCAAGGUGGAGGUGUACGACUGGGACCGAGAUGGGAGCCAUGACUUCAUUGGAGAUUUCACCACCAGCUACCGAGAGCUAGCUCGAGGGCAGAGCCAGUUUAAUGUGUACGAGGUGAUAAAUACGAAGAAGAAAAUGAAGAAAAAGAAAUAUGUCAACUCCGGAACAGUAACCCUGCUAUCGUUCUCAGUCGAGUCCGAGUUCACCUUCUUGGAUUACAUCAAAGGCGGCACGCAGAUCAAUUUCACUGUGGCCAUCGAUUUCACCGCGUCGAAUGGUAAUCCGUCCCAGUCCACCUCCCUGCACUACAUGAACCCGUACCAGCUGAACGCCUACGCCAUGGCCCUGAAGGCCGUCGGGGAGAUCAUUCAGGACUACGACAGUGACAAGAUGUUCCCGGCUCUGGGCUUCGGGGCCAAGCUUCCACCUGACGGCCGAGUGUCUCACGAAUUCCCACUGAAUGGUAACAUGGAGAAUCCUUAUUGCAACGGUAUUGAAGGCAUUUUAGAGGCCUACCAUGAAAGCCUGAAGACGGUGCAGCUGUACGGACCAACCAACUUCGCUCCUGUAGUGAACCACGUGGCCAGGUAUGCAGCAGCAGUGCAGGACGGCUCGCAGUACUUCGUCCUCCUCAUCAUCACAGACGGCGUCAUCUCAGACAUGGCUCAGACCAAAGAGGCUAUCGUAAAUGCUGCCAAGCUACCCAUGUCCAUCAUCAUAGUUGGAGUUGGUCAGGCUGAGUUUGAUGCGAUGGUGGAACUGGAUGGUGAUGACAUUAGAGUCUCAUCUCGGGGAAAAUUGGCAGAGAGAGACAUUGUUCAGUUUGUUCCUUUCAGAGAUUACAUGGACCGGACAGGUAACCACGUGUUGAGCAUGGCGCGGCUCGCUAAAGACGUGCUAGCAGAGAUCCCCGACCAGUUCAUCUCAUACAUGAAGAGCCGAGGCAUCAAACCCAACCCUGCCCCGCCCCCGUACACACCACCUGGACACACACACCACCACACACAGAUCUGACACUCCUAUGGACAGACAGCAUGCAGCAGCCAUUCAGAGUCCCGCGGGAACUCUCUACCUCUUGUUUUCUGGUGUAAAAACGUGACAACGCACCUUGAAAUAAGAGUGGAUUUUUGUGCUCUAACCUGCAAGUGUCAACAAGAACAGUAUCUUGAUUUUUUUUAUUUUAUUUUAUUUUUAUGUAUCUUCUUCUGUGAUUUAUUUCUUGUAGUGUCUCCUCAGGAAAGGCUGAACAAACUUUUCAGGACUUUUUGGUGAAAGCCUUUCGGGCAGUGACUGUUUCAAGUCUCAUUUGACAGCAGGUUGGUUCCUAAAAGGUCAUGUUGUGCUUAAAACUUGUGCCUGUCUGUGGUUGUUUCUCUAAAUGUGUCGGGACGUGUGAACUCAGAACCAAACCUUGCAGUCAUCAGUCGUCUGAGAUGAGGAAUUUUCAGGCAUCCCCUUCUCCAAUAACUUUUUACAUUGAGGGGGUGUCUGCAUUCAGACUCCUGCAGCGGUUGUUAUGUUUUGUAGAUCCCAACACCUCCCACCCUGUAUGUACAGUGUUUAUAGGAGCAUGGUAGAUGAGAGUAUUUAUUUGAAAUAUUUAUUUAGUGGCUCAAACAUCUAAUUUGCUUUGAACAUAAAAAACACAUUAAAUAUGAAAUUUGCACAAUCUUUAUAUUUAUUUAUUUUGUAACUAUUUUUUUUUAGGACAUGAAAAGCACAACAUUUGUUUACAGACAGUGAAGCAAUUGUUCAUGUUUAACCAGAAUACUAAUUUUUAAGAAAGCAACAUUCUAUUUGUGAAGGUCAUUAUUUUUCCACUUUUUCCAUAAAUCAUCAAAAAAAAUAUUAAUGGAAAGGGUUGCAACUGUGACAGCUGCAUUAGGAUGGAACGAUGUAUCUUAAUGAAUCUUUUACUUUCCAGAGUCCAGGUGAUCUUCACAUUCAGGUUUUAUGGAUUACACAAAAAAUAAAUAAUUUAUCAGCCUAUAAAAGAAAAAAAAA